Trifolium pratense (red clover) is the source of this 3451-nucleotide messenger RNA. RefSeq names its product pentatricopeptide repeat-containing protein At1g09220, mitochondrial. The transcript has a single exon. Gene Ontology annotation, molecular function: RNA binding; protein binding. The record is from RefSeq and is a predicted model, not a curated record. Bases 14 to 1516 code for a protein of 500 amino acids. Gene Ontology annotation, biological process: RNA modification. NCBI's taxonomy places the organism in Eukaryota, Viridiplantae, Streptophyta, Magnoliopsida, Fabales, Fabaceae.
AAGGUUAUUAACAAUGUCGUCACAUUUGAAGCUGAAACUCCCUGUUUCAUAUCGUGCAGCAGCAACCAUUUUACCAACCAUAUCUCAUGAAACCAUCAACCACCACAAUCAACAACCCAAACCAAAGCACCCACAACACUUUCUCUCCCUUCUCCUCAACAACUCUUCUAACAACCAAUCUCUCCAACAACUCCACUCUCAAAUCAUCACUUCUUCACUCUUCCACCAUUACCCUUUCCACAACAACCCAACUUCAUUGCUCCUCUUCAACAACCUCAUACGUUCUUAUUCUCUCUCCCCUUUCCCUCAUCAAGCCCUUCAAUUCUUUAGCUACACUCUCAACUCCCUAACAUGCCCUCUUUCACUUGAUUCCUUCACUUUGACUUUUGUUUCUCACACUUGUGCAAAUUUAAAUUCAACCCAUUUUGGUUUUCAUCUUCAUUGUGUUGUUUUUAAACUGGGUUUUCAUUCUCAUGUCUUUGUUCAAACUGGGUUGCUUCAUAUGUACUCAAGUUGGGGUCUUUUGGUUUCAGCAGCACAGGUGUUUGGUGAAAUGCCAGAAAGAAAUGUUGUUAGUUGGAAUGUUUUUAUUAGUGGUUUGAUUAAAUGGGGUCAGCUUGAAUUUGCUCGGUCGGUGUUUGAUAAAAUGGUGGUUAGGAGUGUGGUGUCUUGGACACUUGUUAUUGAUGGGUAUACGAGAAUGAAUAAGCCUUUGAAAGCUUUGGCUUUGUUUAGAAAAAUGAUUGAAGUUGAUGGUAUUGAGCCUAAUGAGAUUACCCUUUUGACUAUUUUUCCUGCUAUUGCUAAUCUUGGGUAUAUCAAGAUGUGUGAGUCCGUUCAUGGGUAUGUAGAGAAGAAAGGGUUUAAUGCGGUUGAUAUACGGAUUGUGAAUGCGUUGAUUGAUUUGUAUGCUAAGUGUGGAUGUAUAGAGAGUGCGAGUAGAUUCUUUUGGGAGAUGCCUGACUGGAGGAAGAAUUUGGUGUCAUGGAAUUCGGUUAUAUCUGGUUAUGCUAUAUUUGGGAUGGUGACGGAGGCUGUGGAGACUUUUGAGAAAAUGGAAAAGGCUGGUGUGUGUCCAAAUCACGUGGCGUUCCUCAGUGUUUUGAGUGCCUGUAGUCACGGUGGAUUGGUUGAGCAUGGGCUUGAGUUUUUCGGUAAAAUGGUGAAUGAUUAUGGACUUGUACCGGAUGUCAAGCACUAUGGUUGUGUGAUAGAUAUGCUUGGCAGAGCAGGAAGGUUAGAAGAAGCUGAGAAGGUUGCUCUACAGGUUCCGCGUGAGGUCGCAAAUGAAGUUAUUUGGAGGACGCUACUUGGUGCUUGUAGCGUUCAUGAUAAUGUUGAAAUUGGCCAGAGGGUGACCAAGAAGAUACUGGAGAUGGAGAAGGGACAUGGUGGUGAUUAUGUUCUAAUGUCCAAUAUUUUUGCUGGUGUUGGGAGAUUCAAGGAUGUUGAGAGGUUAAGGGAAAUGAUAGAUAAAAGAGUUAUCUUUAAACUUCCAGGCUACAGUUUAGUCUAAAUGUUAUGUGACAUAAUAUAACCAUAUAGGUGAUAACAUUUUAAACAGAUAGAUCAUUGUUCUGUCUCUCUUGCUCGGAAAGAGGUGGUAUUGUAAUAUACAAAGGAGGAGUACCUUCUGAGGGUCACUCACCAUUAGGCCAAAGGUCUAUUGGUAGGUCAUUGCUCUUUGCUUCAGAUCGUCUCUGAACUAGCUCAAGUCAUCAAAUUGAAGUAAUAUUUACUUGUCAAUAACUACUUUGUCCUCCUGUGUGUGUCCUUAUGCAUAUAAGAAUGAUUAAAUACCAUUUGAAUUGAUGUAAAUUAUGUUUUGAUCCAAAGCAUCAGGUUUGAUGAAAGAAAAAUUAUAAUAUUUUGUAGACAAGUUCCAUACAUCAAAUCAUCUUUAGUGUUGUUCUUAUGCAACUUUUUGGACAAACUGGAUUUCUGGUAUAUUUGAGUAAAGAGCUUAACCAAGUGACUAAUGUGCAAAAGCUUUGUAAGUUGUUCCAGUAAACUAUGCAUAACCUUUGUUUAACUGUUUCUAUAAGCUAUUCUUAGGAGGUUAUGUAAAUAAGCUGAAAAUUAUAGCUUCUAUGCACAUCAUAGGCUAUUUGGGUUGAGUGUUUUGUCAAAGAAAAAAGAAGCGCCAUCACAGGAUCUUAUCUCACAAGUUAAAAUGGAAUUUUCCAGACUCUUAAUAUAUGUCUAUUUUAUGUUCUGAAUUUACACUUUGGGAAAGAUGAGACCAUCAUAAUAUUCUGUUCAUGACUCAUGAGUACCUGUACCAUAAAAACUUUAUCUGAUUCCAAGUAAUAAAAAGAUCAGCAAAGUGGCAGUAGGGGUUUCCAGUUUCUAAAAUAUAUUUUGUUAGAGAUCACAAGAAAUAGUAUCAUAGGGUUAGUUUUGUUAUCAGUUUUGCAAAAAUGUACAUUAGUUUGGUUAUGGGUAGUUUAACUACUAUAAUUGUUUGUGCAUUGUCUGUUAUAAAAGUCAAUUUUGCUGGAGAUGGAGACAUAUAUGUUUUGAUCUACUUUUGAACAUAUUCUUUUAUCUGGCGUACAGUCUUAUUUUCUGACCCAAUCCCUUUUAGCUGUUAUUAUGCUUUGAAACAAUGUACGUAAUAUUUUAAUCAUGUUCCAAAUAACAGAGAAUUUGUCUGUAGUCUUAUUCUUUACAUCACUUCAAAUGCAAGUACAACUUCCAUUUUUACUCUUAAUCUCGGCCACUAUUGGCUGUCCGAUAUCCAACUUUGAUCCUCUCACUUUCUUUUUCUAAUUAUUCAUUUGUAGUAAUCACUUCUACUAUUUCACUUGUGCUGUAUACAUUUUAAAUUUUUGGGUUCUUAUGUAUUGUAUGAGUUGGUAUUUGCAUGAUAUUAUUGCACAGCAUACUUUUUCUCUUUUUAUAUAUUUUAAUCGGUGCCAAGUUUAUGAUAUUAUUGAAGAUUCACAGUGCAAUCUUUCUCAAUUCUCAUGAUUAUGUUUGAUUUGAAUGUUUAUGUUGCAAUUGAGGUGAAUUCUUAACAUUAAUGAUACUAUCACAGACAUCUUACCUUGCUCCUUUUCAGUUUUCACUUUUCAGUGUUCAGAAUCUCAACUCCCAUUUACCAUGACCAAGCACCAAGCUUAAUUGGUCUCUACUCUAUAUGAAAACAAUGGAGGGUACCCUGCUGAAAAACAAUGGACUUUUGAUUAUGACUGAGAAUUUGAGAGGUGGUAUUGGAGGCUCUCCAUUAGCUCUGUCAUAACACUAGACUGCAAACAUUUUAGUAGUAUUGUGUUAUUUAAGGCUGUAAACUGAGAGUUUGGGGGUUGUGUUCUAUUUUUCUGGUUUUCAAGUUAAUGUAAAAUCUUUGCGGAAGGUUUUGGUGAGUCCAAGACUCUCAACACUUGUAACAGAAAAGUACUAUUCACAGAAGAAUGCAAAUCUUUGAAUAAAUAAUUUCUGGAAUCCU